AUGGCCAACCAUCACCACUACCAUCUUCCUCCUCACCCGGCCCACCCGGCCCAUCCCCCAUACCCGCACCCGCCACCUCCUGGCACCCCACUGGCCACCAACGGCUCUGCUGCCAGUCCCGUGCCAGCCCCCAUGUCCACCCCCUCUGCUCGCGGCCCUCCUGCUGCCGCCCCCCCAGUCAUCCCCCACCCCGCUACUCAGCUCCCGGCCCUCCAGAAGCUCGCACAGGCCAACGAACAGACAUGGUUACUCAUAGGCAACCUUCAACGCGAAAACGGCGAUGUAUGGAGCGCCCUUGGCCACUGCUUCCUCAUGAAGGAUGAUCUCCAGAAUGCUUAUUCCGCCUAUCAACAAGCGCUUUACUACCUUCCGAACCCCAAGCUGCAGGAUCCGAAACUUUGGUACGGAAUCGGGAUCUUGUACGACCGUUAUGGCUCUUUAGAACAUGCCGAGGAAGCCUUUUCGAGCGUUCUUCGCAUGGACAAGGACUUUGACAAGGCCGAUGAAAUAUUUUUCCGUCUCGGGAUCAUUUAUAAACAACAACAAAAGUAUGAGGAAGCGCUCAAGUGCUUCGAACGCAUUCAUCGGAACCCACCUGCUCCUUUGACAAACAUUGACAUUUGGUUCCAAAUCGGCCACGUGUAUGAGCAAAUGAAAGAUUACACUGCUGCCAAAGAUGCCUAUGAGCGUGUUCUCAAGGACAGCCCCAAUCACGCCAAGGUGCUCCAACAGCUCGGAUGGCUUUACCACCAGGCUGGGGCGCCCUUUGCGAAUCAAGAUACGGCGAUUGUCCUCUUGACCAAGAGCCUCGAAUCAGAUCCAGCCGACCCUCAGAGUUGGUACCUACUGGGUCGUGCCUAUAUGGCCGGCCAAAAAUACCAAAAAGCCUACGAGUCCUACCAGCAGGCGGUUUAUCGUGAUGGCCGCAAUCCUACCUUCUGGUGCAGCAUUGGGGUGCUAUAUUAUAAUAUCAACCAAUUCCGCGACGCUCUUGAUGCUUACUCGCGCGCUAUUCGCAUAAACCCUUAUAUUUCCGAAGUAUGGUUCGAUCUUGGUUCUCUUUACGAGAGCUGUAACAACCAGAUAUCGGACGCUAUCGAUGCUUAUGCACGCGCUGCGGAGCUCGAUCCGGGAAAUCCUCAUAUUGCACAACGUUUGAAUUUGCUCCGUAAUGUACAAGCGAAUGGAGGAACACUCCCCGCGGCACCCGGCCCUCAAGAUAUCCACCCUACGGCUUAUGCUGGCGGCGGGCCCAUGAAUCCUAUGCACACCCCGGUUGGCCCUCCACCUCCUCUUACUGGGGGUCCUGCUAUUGGAUCUGCCGCGCCUCGUCCUGUUCGCCCAGACUCUCGUGGACCCCCACCCGACGUCAUUGGCGGAUCAUCGCGCGAACUUCCUGCUCUCGGCCUCGGUGGGCCCAAUGCCCGCGGUGGAUCUCCUCCACCAUUCCACGCCCCUCCACCCGUUCAGCUGGACGAGUCAGGUCGUGGCUCGAGCACUCGUUUGCCGCAGAUGCCUCCCAUGGACCUUGACCGUGCACCUCCUUCCACUUCGCUCUUCCGUUCCCAGUCUCAAGGUCCCAACGCCAACCCGAACCAACUCCCGCCUCCACCAGCCCUUACUGCCAGUGCUGCCGGCUAUUCCGAGAGCAACCGCCGCACUCGAAGCCCGUCACCUCAUCAUCUCCCACCUCCAGGAAAUUAUGUAGGACGCCCAGGUCCGAAUAGCCAUGGACCUGGAUCGAACUAUCCUGGCGCUUACCCGAAUGGUGAUCCAGCUUGGGAGCGUGAAAGGAGCGGGCGUGAGCGCGAACGCGAACGCGAACGCGAACGUGAGAGGGAACGUGAACGUGAGGCUCGUGACCGCGACUCUGACCGAGAGGGCCGCAGCAGCCGUGCUAGACAACCGAGUGUGUCCGAUCGUGUCAAGGUUGAGAUCCUGAACCAGCAGCAGAAUGGUGAUCGGUUUUUUCCUGGCCGAGGAGGACCACCCUCCCCUGUAGCUUCUCGUUACGAUCCUCGCCGCUCCCCCCCACCUCCAGAGCGCCUACCAGCUGCAGGUCGAUCGCCAUAUAUCCCCGCGCCUCCUCAGCCCAAUGCACCUCAUCCUGGAUACUGGGAUCGUGAACGUGAACGCGAACGUGAGCGCGGUGCUCCUAUCAAGGCGCCAUCUCGCCAACACUCGCCGGCUCCACGUGACGUACCCACUCCUUCGAAUUCUCGCCGCUAUGAUCCCCGGAUGGAUAUCGACCAAGAAUCUCCCAGGGGUGAAUAUUGGCCUACUGAUCUGCCUCACCCUGGGCCGAAUGCUCUCGAUCGCGAUAGGUACAGCGCGACUCCUGACGGCAGCAGACGCGGUCGUGGUCCCGAGGUCCCACCCCAUGGAUCCGAGAGCCCCACUCCUGGCGGCUCGGGACGCGGCCCAGCCCCGGAGCCAGUCGGCAAGACAGCUCGUCGCCGUGGCGCUCAGGCUGCGGCUCCCGCGCCCGUUCAACAACAACCACCGCCGCCACCGCCCAAGGAGAAGAAGGAGCGCAAGCCCCCGACAAAACGGGGUGGGCGUGAAGGCAGUGCCGUCCCCCCGGAACGUGAAAUGUCAGCUCCGGCUCCUCGUGCAGCCCCUAGUUCUGCCCCUGUAUCCCAGGCCGCUCCUCAGCACCCUACUUUCAAGGUAACCCUCGGGGACAAUAACAAUACACUUCCUCCUCCACCUAUCCCGGGUACAACUGGUGCAAACCACCAUCGUUCGCAAUCUGGAUCCAAUGGCUCGGCUCGCUCGCGUGCUACACCUAGUCCCACCAUGGGACCACCGCGUCGAGAAGUUGAUGAGGAUUACGACGAGGGUGUGGCUGAUGCCUUGAUGGGGUUGUCUGGGCUCAAGACUCAGGCCAUGCGAUCCCGUACCGCAUCUGUGCAUUCGGUCGCGUCCCCCGGACCUCAUGCGCAGAGCAUGAGACAUGAUGCAUUCGCUCCUCCCGUGAACCGUUCGCCACCCGUCUCGACCGCGCGACCAUCUUCGCCCUAUGGCCGCCCGACGUCCUCUAUUCCCGCCCAUCCGCCAUCGCCUCAAUCGAUGCGCAACGGAGCCUCGGGCCGUUCUCCUCCAAGCUCAUUUGCAAGGCGCGGAUCAGAACAGCCACGCGACAAGACACCUUCUCUGAAGCGCGGGAUGGACGAUGAUGCAUCUGGUCCUCUCGAGAAGCGUCAUCGGGUUGAUGUGCUGAACCAUCCGGUCCCUACGGUGUUCCCACCACCACCUUCGACCGAUGCGCGCUCUUCCCCCAACAUAGGUCUAGGCCGCGCCCGAUUCGACCCUGUAUUGUCAGCGGCUGACAUCCGGAUGGAUACGGAUUCGCCCAAGGGAGAGCCGGCUCUUCCCCCCAUUGCGACUCUACCACCACCACCUGAUUCUCCCCCGCGUGGUGCCAAGGGCGAUGGUGACGACGGACGGAGUGCUUCAGAGCGUUCUGGCGGAUCGCGCACCGGUUCGCCAGCAGCGGCUCGUGCAGAGAAUGGAGCUUGA
This is a messenger RNA of Rhizoctonia solani, 3522 nucleotides long. Its product is annotated as general transcriptional corepressor ssn6. Bases 1 to 3522 code for a protein of 1173 amino acids. The record is from RefSeq and is a predicted model, not a curated record. The transcript is spliced from 6 exons. Gene Ontology annotation, molecular function: RNA polymerase II cis-regulatory region sequence-specific DNA binding; protein binding; chromatin DNA binding. Gene Ontology annotation, biological process: regulation of gene expression. Lineage: Eukaryota; Fungi; Basidiomycota; Agaricomycetes; Cantharellales; Ceratobasidiaceae.